UCUAAAUUAUUCAAUUCCCAAUGUGAUGUACGUCGACUUUAAUUGAAAUACUCGUACUUUAGCUAAAUAUUAGCAAUAAGGAAUAUAUUUUAAUCGAAAUCUGUUGCAAAGCAAAGCGAGAGAGUGAAAAACAUGACAGCUGAGUUUAAUACGCGUAACACUUUUCGCAAAAAUGGUCCUGCCGGGUUAGGCAACAACAAUGCUCGCAAUGUGAUUACGAGUACCUCGGCGAAUCCCUCCGGCGGAAGCAGCGCAUCGUUGCUGCAAAAACAGCUGUCAUUCAAAACGCCCAUUUGCUCGAACCAAUUUGGCAAAGCCGAUGAGGUUGAAAUUAUUGAGAGCUCCAACUCGGACAAUUUGGGUGGAAGAUAUAAUAAGAACAACAUAAUUGGCUGGAUAUGCUGUGCUCCCUGCAUAUGGUUGCGAACAUCUGCCGCAGUUCACAAAGUGGCGAUAACAUCCGCAACCCUGUUGGUGACAACCCUGCUGGUGGCUUCGCCGAUCUUAUUUUUAAUUAGUACAGCACCCUCUCCUUUACCGAGGGAUUGCUAUAUGGAGGGUGAUGGAUGUUCGCCCACGAGCUCGUCUCCUUCAGAAUGCACGGAAGCCAUUUGUGAGACAGUGUCGUCCAAUAUUCUGGCCAGACUCAAUUGGAAUAAGGAUCCUUGCUCGGAAUUCAAGAAGUUCAGUUGCUGGCGCAGCAGUCUUAAUAAAAAUAUAACGAAUCAGAUCGAAAUGGGCAAUUCACAGAAAUCAGUUGAUAUUCAAAUGCAGUUACUUUUGCAGAGCUCCAGCAUGAAUGGAACUUUUCAGAAACUGCAUAGCUUAUUCGAAAGUUGUUUAAAGCUGACCAUAAAUUCAACAGCGAUACACCGCGUAUUUAAUAGCUUAGGAGGUUACUUAACGGUUGGCACCGUAGGUCCUUCAUCCAUUGCACCGCUCGCAGCCAAAAUAUAUGAUCUUGGCCCAAGUCCACUAGUUGAUAUAUAUUAUGAUCUCAGUUACGGCAGAAGACCGCAUGUUCUUCUCAUCAUUAGCGGACCAAGUACGUCGUCUAUCAUCCUGGAGAAUAAAAUUCGAUGGAUGAGUCCUAAAGCACCUCCGAAUCGACUACGGCAAGGAGUCCCAAAGUUAUUACCAGAUUUAAUUGAUCAGUUUCUACCAAAUUAUUUAUCUUAUGCUCAACGAAUCGCUGAGAAAGAUACCAUACUCGAGUUUGUAAAGGAUCUCAAUAAGAUGCAAGUCGAGCAAUCGCGUCGUGGAUUUUGGGAUAGCUCUGUCUUGUAUAAUAUAUCCAGUUUGCAAUCCAUGUAUCCAGUGUUAAACUGGACUCUUCUUAUUCCCAAAGACUGGAGUGGGCCUAUAGUUGUAAGAAAUGCCGAUUAUCUUAGAGCUUUACAAGCAUUUCUAACCAAAUAUCCAUCUCGAGUUGCGCACAACUCAAUGCUAUUAUUAAGUGCACUUGAAAUUUUACCAAAAGAUUAUCCAAAUCCAGAGGUAUGCACCCGAUCGACAAUGUGGGCUUUGCCUGAACUUGCAUCGGCUUUAUAUAUUGCUCAACACUCUUCGGAGGAUUCUAAGGACAUUAUAAAACGGGCGGAUAUUAUAUUCAAAUCACUGAAAGCUCAUUUAAAGAGGGCUCCGUCCUUGAAAGGAGCUGCACUCGUUAAACUAUCGGCCUUAAAAAUACAAUCCCAAACAUGGGAAGGAUUUACAAAUCUAACAAUAUUGAAGCAAUCACAGGAGUCCCUUCAAAUAAGCCCAGAUAGUUGGCUUGAAAAUAUUUUAGAGAUAUAUAAAAGAAAUAAAUUAGUACCAAAUUCGAUUAAUAUGGACUCUAGCUCCCACGACGCAUGGGCCUAUCCUAUAGUAUCGACCAUAUUUUACGAUACUUUAAGCCAUUCAAUUGUGGUUCCUUUGUCGGUUAUAUCCAUACCAUAUUUUAACGCACGAUUGCCACCAUAUUUGCAUUAUGCCUCAAUUGGCGUUUCUAUUGCCAAAGAGAUAUUAAGAUCAAUAACGAAAAACUUUGAUGACAAGGCAAUGCGCUGUGUCCCACAUUCUGUUAAUAUAUUUUCAAACUUUAGCCGAAUGGAUAUUCUAAUACAUUCUGGAGGAAUGCAGAUCUCAUACCACUCAAUGCUUUCUCUGACCGGUCCCAUCAAGGGCAUGGCACGUCUCCCGGGAUUGAACUUAACACCAACUCAAAUCUUUUUCCUAGUCUCUGCUCAAGAACUCUGUGCUGAAUCAAACUAUAUGGGAAUUGACACAAGCGCUUCCGAGUUCGACAACAUAUUGGGUUGGCUCAUUGCCCAAGGCGGUAGCGCGACUGAAGUUUUCAAAUGUCCAUCGGGGUCUAUGAUCAAUAUACAGAAAACCUGCAAUGUUCUUUAAAUGUAAUUUGUAGUAAAGUACAAAAUAAACUAGUGACAUUUUACCGAA
This is a messenger RNA of Drosophila innubila, 2442 nucleotides long. Its product is annotated as endothelin-converting enzyme homolog. Gene Ontology annotation, molecular function: metalloendopeptidase activity. The record is from RefSeq and is a predicted model, not a curated record. The transcript has 10 exons. Gene Ontology annotation, cellular component: plasma membrane. Bases 133 to 2394 code for a protein of 753 amino acids. NCBI's taxonomy places the organism in Eukaryota, Metazoa, Arthropoda, Insecta, Diptera, Drosophilidae. Gene Ontology annotation, biological process: protein processing.